AUGAGGGAACUGAUAACAUUUAAUCUAGAGAAAAGGAGGCCAAGGGGAGACCUCAUUGCUGUCUAUGUCCUGAAAGGAGGCUGGACUAAGGAGGAGGUGUCUCCAGAGAAGAGGAAGCACGCUGUGAAGGCAGCAGGGCAAACCCCUUGUGGCCAGACUGGCUUCAGUGACAGCAACUCAAAAUGGCUGGCUCCAGCCAAAGCCAAGAAAACCCCAUCUAAACGAAACAGCCUGGAGUUAUCCAGUGAUGGUGAGGUGGAAGAGGGCAGCUGGGAGAUGGAGGAGGAUGAGGAUGGGAGCAGCGAGGAGAUGGUGGAUGACUACGGUGCCGCAUCGUCAGAGGAGGAAGAGUUGCUGCCUAUUGAAAAAGCUGCCCUGAAGCAGAAGCUUGACAGGGGAGGCCUUAGUGAAGAUGACAGUGAAGAGGAGGAAGAGGAGGAGGUGGCAGAGGAGGCAGCAGAAGAGGCAAGCAGGCAGAAAAUGGGACAGAAGGAGGAAGAGGGCCCAGAUCUGCAGCUCAACCUGGAUAUAGAUGAACAAUUUAAGCUGCCAACUAGUGAACAGAUUGAGAGAGAGGCUGCUGAGCCACCGGACCUGCACGUCAUUCACCAGCGCAUCAAGGGCAACAUGGAGGUGCUGCAGGACUUUGUGGUGAGGCGGGAGGAAGGCCACACGCGGCAGGAGUACCUGGCCGUGCUGCGCCGGGACAUGGCUGCUUACUAUUCCUACAGUGACUUCUUGCUGACAAAGCUCAUGGACAUCUUUCCACUCCCUGAGCUGAUAAACUUCCUGGAAGCUAAUGAGGUUCCUCGCCCUGUCACCAUUCGCACCAACACACUCAAGACGCGGCGACGGGACCUGGCGCAGGCUCUCAUCAACCGCGGCGUCAAUCUUGACCCCUUGGGGAAGUGGUCGAAAACGGGACUUGUUAUUUAUGACUCCUCUGUGCCCAUUGGUGCCACCCCUGAAUAUCUGGCUGGGCACUACAUGCUGCAAGGAGCCUCCAGUCUCCUCCCUGUCAUGGCUCUGGCUCCACAAGAGAACGAACGGAUCCUGGAUAUGUGCUGUGCCCCAGGAGGCAAGACCAGCUACAUAGCUCAGCUGAUGAAGAACACGGGAGUGGUCCUGGCCAAUGACAGCAACGCAGAGCGGCUGCGCAGCGUGGUGGGGAACCUGCACCGCCUGGGGGUCACCAACACUGUCCUGAGCAACUGCGACGGGCGCCAGUUCCCCAGGGUGCUUGGAGGGUUUGACCGUGUCUUGCUUGACGCUCCUUGUAGCGGAACAGGUGUUAUCUCCAAGGAUCCUGCUGUCAAAACCAACAAGGAUGAGAAAGACAUUCUGCGCUGUGCCCACCUGCAGAAAGAGCUGCUUCUCAGCGCUAUAGAUUCAGUCAAUGCUGCCUCAGAGACAGGGGGCUACAUUGUCUACUGCACUUGCUCCAUCAUGGUGGAGGAGAAUGAGUGGGUUGUGGAUUACGCCCUGAAGAAACGCAACGUUCGUUUGGUGGCCACAGGCCUGGACUUUGGCAAGGAAGGCUUCACCAGGUUCAAGGACCGUCGCUUCCACCCCUCCCUCAAAUCCACACGGCGUUUCUAUCCCCACACGCACAACAUGGAUGGGUUCUUCAUUGCUAAGUUAAAGAAGUUCUCCAAUGCCAUCCCCCAGGCACAGAAAGAUGAAGAACCCGCCGUGGAAGCAGCAACUCCAUCUGCUGUCCCUGAUACCAUCAUAGAACCUCAGCCAAAAAAGAAGAAACUUGAGGGAUCAAAAGUUGUCAAAGAGCAGAAGCCACCACACCCUGCUUUGAAGAAGACACGUUCAUUGCAAGCACAGAGGAGACCACUGAAGGCUGGCCGGCCUUCUCCAAAAAUGAUGCGUCCUCAGGUCCCUGGCAGAAAGAAGCACAGAGUGAAACCAAAUGGACAGUGA
Messenger RNA from Chaetura pelagica (chimney swift), 1932 nucleotides. It is a transcript of the gene NOP2, whose product is annotated as NOP2 nucleolar protein. The transcript is spliced from 14 exons. Lineage: Eukaryota; Metazoa; Chordata; Aves; Apodiformes; Apodidae. Gene Ontology annotation, biological process: maturation of LSU-rRNA; rRNA base methylation. The record is from RefSeq and is a predicted model, not a curated record. Gene Ontology annotation, cellular component: nucleolus. Gene Ontology annotation, molecular function: rRNA (cytosine-C5-)-methyltransferase activity; RNA binding. Bases 1 to 1932 code for a protein of 643 amino acids.